Phycomyces blakesleeanus NRRL 1555(-) is the source of this 884-nucleotide messenger RNA. RefSeq lists its product as hypothetical. Gene Ontology annotation, molecular function: nickel cation binding; GTPase activity. The record is from RefSeq and is a predicted model, not a curated record. The transcript is spliced from 8 exons. Lineage: Eukaryota; Fungi; Mucoromycota; Mucoromycetes; Mucorales; Phycomycetaceae. Bases 21 to 854 code for a protein of 277 amino acids.
CACACACAUAUAAACUAACAAUGUCCAACGAUACUUGCCGCUUCGAGGAUCUCAAGGCUCAUAUUUCUGCCCCUUCUAACCUCCACGACCACGGAGACGGCCAUAUGCAUGCCAGCCACGGCCACGAACACGGUGGACGUGGUACACAGGAGCACGGGCAUACACACGAACAAAUGGAUCAUCCAGGCCACUAUGCAGAGAGACCAAAGGCUAUCUAUAACCACCGCGACUGGUCCGAGCGUGCUUUUACAGUAGGAAUUGGAGGUCCUGUUGGCUCUGGAAAGACUGCCUUGAUGUUGGCUUUGUGCCAGCGCCUCCGUGAAAAGUACUCUGUAGCUGCAGUAACCAACGAUAUCUUCACCAAGGAGGAUACCGAGUUCUUGGUCAGAGAAAAGGCUCUUCCCGAGGAGCGUAUUAUGGCUAUUGAGACCGGAGGAUGUCCCCACGCUGCUAUUCGUGAGGAUGUAUCGGCAAAUUUGAAUGCACUCGAGGUUCUCCACGCCAAAUUCAACACACAAUUGCUCUUGAUUGAGUCUGGUGGUGAUAACCUUGCAGCAAACUACAGCCGUGAAUUAGCUGAUUAUAUCAUCUAUGUUAUUGAUGUUGCUGGUGGAGACAAGGUUCCUCGCAAAGGAGGUCCUGGUAUUACCCAGAGUGAUCUGUUGGUUGUUAACAAGACUGACUUGGCUGAAAUCAUCGGUGCCGACCUUGGUGUUAUGGCCCGGGAUGCCAAGAAGAUGAGAGGAAAUGGCCCUACUGUAUUUGCACAGGUCAAGAACGGUGUUGCUGUGGAUGAUAUCAUUAACUUGAUUUUGGGUGAAUGGCGCGCCAGUGGAGCUGCUGAAAACGCUUAAUAAUUAAAAAUAAAAAAAAUUAUAUAACCC